This is a messenger RNA of Ceratitis capitata (Mediterranean fruit fly), 2452 nucleotides long. RefSeq names its product double-stranded RNA-specific editase 1 (gene DIP1). The record is from RefSeq and is a predicted model, not a curated record. Lineage: Eukaryota; Metazoa; Arthropoda; Insecta; Diptera; Tephritidae. Bases 1274 to 2284 code for a protein of 336 amino acids. The transcript is spliced from 5 exons.
UGUUUGGUCGUGUAUGCCCUGGCCAUAAAAAUACACGUAUAUACAUAUGUACAUAUAAACAUAAGUGCCCUAGAGAGUAGACUUAUUUGCAAUGGUUUUUAAAACUGAUUUAAUCCGAAUGCAGAUUUGUCAUAACCGCAUAUGUAUAUAUAGUUGUUGUUGUUUGGCUUUUUGAUAUGCUCUGACCCGACCAGCGCAACAACUAUAUGUACAUUGCGUAUGAAAAAGCUAUGGCAAGCAGAAAUAUACUACCAGAUAGAGAUUGGCAGUCAUUCAGGAUUUAUCCGUUUUACAAGUUAUUGGAAAUUGGUCUAUUUAAAUAUCUUCUUAAAUAUUAGUUUUGUAUAUCAUGGUUAUGUACAUUUACUUCGCUGCAAACUCAAACGAAAUGCAAAAAGCUGAAAUAGACCUUAAAAGCGAUAUUCCAUAUUUAGAAUUUGACUGGUUAUUGUUUAUCAACAUUAUGGCCCAGUUCGUGAUAGCCAAAUAUGAAAAUUCGACUUUAAAUGGUUAACAUAUGUAUGUAGCUUGUUUGUUUGCAUAUAUACGGAUAUCAUGGAGACGUAUUCACAAUUACUUGAUCUCUACAUAUGUACAUAUAUGUGAUUGGUUGAAAUUGUGCUUAUUUUUUUCCAACAUUAUGUAUGCAUAAUAAACAAACAUAUGUAUGUAUGUAUGUAUAUAGGCUGUCAUAUAGUAUGUAUCCCACACAAUUACUAAAUGCAAUAAGACAAGAGUUUCAGUCAGAAAUUUUACAUUUAUUAAUUGUGUGAACUACAGUUAGCAGAUGUUAACGCAUUGACGGCUCACACCCAGCGGGGGGGGGGGGUGUCAAUACGUUAUUUUUACUGCUAAAUUCAAUCAGUAUUAAUUCAAUAGACCAAUUUCGUUUGAGCACUGCCUGCAAGAAUGUGCAUAGCUAUUGCUAAACUAAGGUUUUUGAGUUUGCAAUUUCGAACGAAUGCGCUAUCAACGUGAAAUCACCUCAACCCAGCCCAAAGUGGUUGCUUACACUUGUGCAACAACAAUCACGACAUUGGAUUGUAAUGAACACAGCGUAGAGCAAGAAGCCAAGAAGUGAACAGCACGAAAAAUUGGAAUUUGAUAAAUAAUCUACUUUCUUGAAGUGUAUUGGUUUGUGAAACGCAUUUGGCAAUUGCAGAGCAAUCCUUCAUUCAACAAUCAGCAAGGAAAUAAUUCCGACCAGCAGCAGGGAUAUCAGUCGACACAAGUUCAACAAAAUGAAAAUGCAGCAGAGGUGAAGAAAAGUAUUAUGAAACAACAGCGUCAACAGCCAACACCACCAUUGCAACCACCACCACAACCUCCACGUAUGGACGACGAGGAGCCGAUGGAAACAAAGACCGAAGAAACCGCUCUAUAUGACGAAACUGGCAAAUUGCAGUAUAAGAAUAUUUUUCGUACACGCAAGAAGUCUUCCGUACGUGCCAAGGAGAAGAAAAUCCGUCAAAAUCGUCAAUUACGCAAAACUCUAAUACCGAAGAAUGCACUAAUGGCCUUGAAUGAGGUAGUUGGCUUAACAAUUAGUGAGUUCAUCAUAACCAGCUCCACCGGUGGAGGUUUUGUAGCUGUUGUUAGCGUAAAUGAUAAACAGUAUGAGGGUAAAGGUAAUUCCAAAAUGGCUGCCAAGAACAAUGCCAGCGAGAAGGCUUUACGCGAUUAUGUGUUGGAGAAAAUGCGCGAGAAGCCACGCUUAAGAAAGAUUUCAACCAAUAAUGAUGAAGCUUUGGACACGAGUGACAUGCAGCCAAACAAUGAAGAACCGAGCGAGAACGGCGACGAUGGUCAGCAGGAUAAUGUGUCCAACUCUGGCGCAACGCCUGCUUUCGAUGAUGUACCAAUGGUCAAUUUGGCUUCAUUUGCUAUAUAUAAGUUAUUCACUGAAUGGGAGAAUGAAGGUUAUGCUGUGCCCGAAUUGCGUGUAGCUCAUCCCAUACAACCGGGCUCUGGCACCGAUACAGAGACAAGCCCACAACCUAAGAUACCAAAGGCUCCACCAGUGCGCUCUGAAUUGCCCCACAAUUGGGAAACCAUCCAUCCCUCUACUCUACUUUGUAUGAUGCGGCCAGGAUUACAAUAUCGUGAAUUAGGUACAAUGGGUGAUGCACCAAAUGUUCUUCAGCGUAUGGGCGUUACAGUUGACGAUGUAAACUAUGAAAGCUCUGGUCGCUCGAAGAAGACUGCUCGUCGCAAUGUUGCCGUUUGUGUGCUCAACGAGUUAUUUGGCACAAAUUUCACAAAGGAGGAACCAUGUGCAGAUUAGAAGAUAGUAUUUAACAUAAACAUUGUACAUACAUAUGUACGAGAAUAUACAUUUAAUAUAUGUAUGUGGAAGCACUAUUUAUUCUCAUUGUAAUGAGAAAGAAAUUAAAUUAAGUCUUAAUGUGAAAUUUUACAAAUAAAUAGUGAACCUUUAAAAGUAGAAAAAAAA